CUGCACACACUCCGGGCAGCUAUGUCAGCGGCGGCUGCUUCUGAGGGACCCACGGGGGGCCCUCUGCCGAGCCACUGACAGGCUCGGGGCUCCAUGUCUGCCUGCUGCUCCCUGAGCCCCAGGGGCAGCCUGCCUGACCUUCUGCCCGCCUGCCUCCCGCCUGUCUGCCUGGCCAGCCCCUGCCUGCCGUCUGCCCAUCUCUGCACAGGCGACCCGUCCCUGCCCCACGAUGACCCUCUUCUGUCCGUGUCUGACCGCUCUGGGACGUGACUGACCCCUGCGUGGCCUGCCUGCCCAGGGCCCAGCGUCCCUCUGCCCGGGGCACAGGUGGCAUCCUGUCUGGUGGAUGACUCGGUGUGGGGUGUGGACUGCUGCCCGGGAGCCCUGCCUGUGCUCCCUCCGCACGGAGCCCGCUGCCCCCUGGAGCCACGGAGUGCCCUGAGCUUGCGGAAUGGACUUCUGAGGAAGGAGCUGGAAUGGCAGGCCCCGGAGUCAGCAUGCUGCGGUGCUGGGCGGCCCCUCUGCUCCUGCUGGCGCUCCAGGGCGCCUGGGGCUGCUCAGACCUCGUCUGCUACACCGACUACUUCCAGACGGUCACCUGCUUCCUGGAGAUGGGGCCCCUCCCCCCCGGCAUGCUCACCCUCACCUGGGACGACCCGUACGGAGAGCUAGAGGACGAGGUCACCUCCUGCAGCCUGCUCCGGGCGGCGCACAACGCCACGCACGCCGAGUACAGGUGCCGCAUGGACGUGUUCCGCUUCAUGGCCGACGACAUCUUCAGUGUCAACAUGACAGACCCGCCUGGCAACCGCUCCCAGGAGUGCGGCAGCUUCGUCCUGGCCGAGAGCAUCAAGCUGUCGCCUCCUUCCAAUGUGACCGUGACCUUCUCGGGACAGUAUAACGUCUCCUGGAGCGCCGCCAGCGACGCGUACCCGCUCAGGGGCAAACUGCAGUACGAGCUGCAGUACAGGAAGCGGGGAGACCCCUGGGCGCAGCCUCCGGGGAGGAAGCUGGUCUCCGUGGACGUGCGGAGCGUCGCCCUCCUGCCCCUGGAGUUCCACGCAGGCUCCAGCUACGAGCUGCAGGUGCGGGCGGGGCCCCAGCCCGGCUCCUCCUUCCGGGGGGCCUGGAGCGAGUGGAGCGACCCGGUCCUCUUCCACACCCAGCCGGCAGAGCCGAAGGGAGGCUGGCACGCGGACCUGCUCUGCCUCUUCCUGGUCCUCACGCUCCCCAUCCUCGUCUACUUGGGACUGAAGAUCCGCCUGCCCUGGAGGCUGUGGAAGGUGUGGGUGCAGGUGCCCAGCCCAGAGCCGUUCUUCCAGCACCUGUAUGUGAGCCACAGCGGGAACUUCAAGAAGUGGGUGGGCACGCCCUUCACUGCCUCCAGCCUGGACCUGCACCCCUGGGGCCCCGGGGUGCCCUCGCCCUUGGAGAUGUACCACGGCGGCCCCCCACCGAGCGCAGCGCCGGGGCCGGAGACCACGGUGCUGCCCGCGCCUGCGGAUCUGGUGGAAACUGACGGCGCCCAUGAGCCGGAGCCGGAGCUGGAGCCGGCACCGGGCUCCCGGGGCCCCGCACCCAGCACUGGCAGUGCGGGCAGCUCAGCGUACAGCCAGGAGGGCGACCGGCCUUAUGGCCUGGUGUCCAUCGACACGGUGACUGUGGUGGGCGCGGAGGAGCCGUGCGCCUGGCCCUGCACCUGCGGGGAGGAUGGCUACCCCCCGCUGAACCUGGACGCCGGCCUGGAGCCCGGCCCGGGCGCCGAGGACCCGCUCUUGGGCCCGGGGGCCGCGGUCCUGUCCUGCGGCUGUGUGGCGGCCGGCAGGGCCGGCGGCCCUGCCGGGCUGGGGGGCCCCCUGGGCGGCCUCCUGGGCAAACUGAUGCUGCCCCUCGAAGACGAGGCGGGCUGGGCGCCAGGGCCGCCCUGGGGCGCGGGGCCGCCCCGAGGGGCGUCUGACAGCGAGGCGGGCUCGCCCCCGGCCGGCCUGGACAUGGACACGUUCGACAGCGGCUUCGCGGGCUCUGACUGCGGCAGCCCCGUGGAGUGCGACUUCACCGGCUCCAGGGACGAGGGGCCCCCCAGGAGCUACCUCCGCCAGUGGGUGGUCAUGGCCCCUCCGCCUGCGGGGCCGGGGCCGGGGCCCCAGGCCAGCUAGUGAGGCCGGCGGCCGUUCAGAACCGGCCGUGCCCCGGGCGGCGAGGCAGGGCCGCCCGAGCUGUGGUGGGAAGAGGCCCGCGGCCUCUGGUCUCCAGGGGCCCUGAGCCUGGAGUCGAUGCUGUGUGUAUGCCUCUGGGGCGCACGCAUGUGUGCACGGUGGCAUGCAUGUGUGUGCAUACAGUGGCAGGCUCCCUCCUUGCAGGGCACAUGGGCUGGCCCCUGGGUCACAUUGGGGAAUCUGGUCCAGGGCUGCCCACAGGCCUCCUGGGACCAGGACGCUGCCUGUGACAGACACCAGGCCCCGCCCCUGGGUCCCGCCCCUCCAGGAGCCACAGGGAGGCCAGGCUGGAAGCCCUGGGGACAGGGGGGGGCCUGUAGCAGGUCUGAGCCUCCACUCUGACGCCUGCUGGCUGUGCCACCGCGGGGUGCUGCUCCCGCUCCGGGCUGGGGUUUCCUUUCUGGACAAUGUGGGUGGCAUGGCUGACCUCGGGGAGAAACCAGUGCAGCCGCCCACCUAGUGUGCAGCCCGGAGCAGACCCUCAAUAAAUGCCAGCUUCCUUCCUUCCGAGGUGGGACCAAGGCUCGUGCUGAAGGCGGGAGGGGGCGAGGAAGCAGCCUCAGCCUGGGCCUGUGGCCACCCCGCCCUGCAGAGGGGCACGGCGGGGGGAGGAGGAGAGGGAGGGGGAGGAGGUGUUUCCGGGCUGAAAAUCAGUCAGGCUUGUCUCUUGAGACAGCCUCCCACCCACCAGAAUGUUUUUCUGGCUCCUUCUGCCCAUAUCUAAGUGCCUUUAUGCACCCAGGAAAUACGCACUGAGCACAGUGCGUGCCGGGCUUGGUGCCCAGUGCUGGGGCAGGGGAGCACAGGCCCAGGGAGCCCCUUGGCGCUCCGGGUGGAGCCAGGGGCGGAGGAAUGGGCAGUCAGGACACAGCACUCCCAUUUGCUCACCUCGCGAGUUAGGGAGCCAAGCUCUAUUGAUGAUUUGGAAGUCCGUUGAGAUGUGAAUUAAGAAGCCAAGAAAACAGUUCUCAGCCGUGUUUGAGGGCUCGUCCUGAACCAGGCGCUGAAUACAAACGCUACAUAUCGCACUCCCCUCGCUUUUAUUUUUUUAAAAGAAAAUGGACUGUUUCCCCCCUAAGGGCCUUGACCUUUGGAGGUGUCUUUUCAGGACCCUCCGGAUGGUGAAGGCAGCUGGGAGGUGGCUCAGAGCCCACGCCAGGGCCCCGAAGGGCACCCCCACCCAGACCGGAACCCCACCGGGACCCCCGUCACCCUCCCAG
Pipistrellus kuhlii (Kuhl's pipistrelle) is the source of this 3436-nucleotide messenger RNA. It is a transcript of the gene IL21R, whose product is annotated as interleukin 21 receptor. Gene Ontology annotation, molecular function: cytokine receptor activity; protein binding. The record is from RefSeq and is a predicted model, not a curated record. Bases 477 to 2156 code for a protein of 559 amino acids. Gene Ontology annotation, cellular component: membrane; external side of plasma membrane. The transcript has 9 exons. Gene Ontology annotation, biological process: immunoglobulin mediated immune response; cytokine-mediated signaling pathway. NCBI's taxonomy places the organism in Eukaryota, Metazoa, Chordata, Mammalia, Chiroptera, Vespertilionidae.